AUGGCCAUGGAGAUUGCGUGGUGGCGGCUUGGAGAGACAACCGCCGCCGAAAUUGGGAGGCAGGUGGCCAAGGCCGUGCCUUCGAUGGACGCUGUUGUGAAGGUGUUUUGCGUUCACACGGAGCCCAAUUUCUCGCUGCCGUGGCAGAGGAAGAGGCAGUAUAGUUCGAGUAGUAGUGGGUUUAUUAUUGGGGGGAGGAGAGUGUUGACGAACGCGCAUUCCGUGGAGCAUUUUACGCAGGUGAAGCUCAAGAAGAGGGGGUCGGAUACCAAGUAUUUGGCUACUGUGCUGGCGAUUGGGACCGAGUGUGACAUUGCCUUGUUGACUGUCAGCGAUGAUGAAUUUUGGGAGGGGGUCUCUCCUGUCGAAUUUGGGUCUUUGCCUGCACUACAAGAUGCUGUUACUGUUGUUGGUUACCCGAUUGGAGGAGACACAAUCUCUGUGACUAGUGGUGUUGUUUCACGUAUGGAGAUUUUGUCAUAUGUCCAUGGCUCCACUGAGCUUCUGGGCCUACAGAUUGAUGCUGCUAUAAACUCUGGGAAUUCUGGUGGCCCUGCUUUUAAUGAUAAAGGAAAAUGCGUUGGUAUAGCAUUUCAGUCCCUAAAACAUGAAGAUGUGGAAAAUAUAGGCUAUGUCAUACCCACACCGGUCAUUACACACUUCAUUCAUGACUAUGAAAAGUCAGGGGAAUAUACAGGUUUCCCUAUACUUGGGAUUGAGUGGCAAAAAAUGGAAAAUCCUGAUUUGCGCAAGGCUAUGGGGAUGGCGCCCGAACAGAAAGGUGUUCGCAUUAGGAGAAUAGAGCCUACUGCUCCAGAAUUUCAAUUUUUGAAGCCAUCUGAUAUCAUUCUGAGCUUCGACGGAAUUGAUAUAGCUAAUGAUGGAACUGUUCCUUUCAGGCAUGGAGAACGCAUUGGUUUUAGUUACCUUGUUUCUCAGAAGUACACUGGGGAGAAUGCUGUUCUUAAAGUUCUACGCAAAUCAAAAGUCCUUGAAUUUAGUGUAAAACUAGCAAGUCACAAGAGGUUGAUUCCGGCUCACAUCAGAGGGAGGCCUCCGUCAUAUUACAUAGUUGCUGGCUUUGUUUUUACAGCUAUAUCUGUACCAUAUCUCCGCUCUGAGUAUGGAAAAGAUUAUGAGUAUGAAGCACCUGUAAAGUUGUUGGAAAAGCAUUUGCAUUCAAUGGCACAGACACCUGAUGAGCAACUUGUCGUGGUUUCCCAGGUGCUUGUGUCAGAUAUUAAUAUCGGUUAUGAAGAGAUUGUUAAUACUCAGGUUCUUGCUUUUAAUGGUAAGCCAGUCAAGAAUCUGAAAGAGUUGGCAUCUAUGGUAGAAAGCUGCAAAGAGGAGUUUUUGCAGUUUGAUUUGGAGUAUCAGCAGAUAGUUGUUCUAGAAACGAAGACUGCCAAAGCUGCGACACCUGAUAUUCUAACUACACACUGCAUACCAUCAGCUAUGUCAGACGAUUUAAAAGUUUGAAGCUUGCCUUGCCUUCACAUUUGUUGAAGUUUGCUCCCGUUAUAUACAGUUGGCAACUGGCAAUCAUAGCUUUUGUAAACCAACAUAUUUUGUGUUGCUAGAUGGAGAAUAU
This is a messenger RNA of Asparagus officinalis (garden asparagus), 1591 nucleotides long. Its product is annotated as protease Do-like 9. Gene Ontology annotation, biological process: proteolysis. The record is from RefSeq and is a predicted model, not a curated record. Bases 1 to 1479 code for a protein of 492 amino acids. The transcript is spliced from 9 exons. NCBI's taxonomy places the organism in Eukaryota, Viridiplantae, Streptophyta, Magnoliopsida, Asparagales, Asparagaceae. Gene Ontology annotation, molecular function: serine-type endopeptidase activity; protein binding.